This is a messenger RNA of Cicer arietinum (chickpea), 601 nucleotides long. Its product is annotated as ethylene-responsive transcription factor ERF095-like. NCBI's taxonomy places the organism in Eukaryota, Viridiplantae, Streptophyta, Magnoliopsida, Fabales, Fabaceae. Gene Ontology annotation, biological process: regulation of DNA-templated transcription; ethylene-activated signaling pathway. Gene Ontology annotation, molecular function: DNA binding; DNA-binding transcription factor activity. The record is from RefSeq and is a predicted model, not a curated record.
UAAUUAAUUAAUCUCAGUUAGUAAAGUUUGGACCUUGAGAAUUAAUUAAGAUUUGAAGUACUAGUAGUAGUGAACAAAUGGAGGGAGAGAGGAAGAAUAAUGUAGAGGUGCAUUACAGAGGAAUUCGUAGGAGACCGUGGGGUAAAUUUGCAGCAGAAAUUCGUGAUCCAACACGAAAAGGGUCACGAAUAUGGCUUGGAACAUUUGACACAGCAGAAAAAGCUGGACGUGCAUAUGAUGCUGCUGCUUUUCAUUUUCGUGGUAACAGAGCCAUUCUCAAUUUCCCAAAUGAUUUUGCCCAUUCUACUACUAAAAUUGCCUCAAAUUCAUUACCUUCUUCUUCUUCUUCCAUUUCACAUCAACAACAACAAGAUGAUAAUGAUGAUACUUUUGAUGAUUUGGCUUGCUUGGACAACAAGUUUUUGGAAGAACUCCUACAGGUGCAAGAUGAGGCUGCAGGUAGUUCUAGAAGUACGAAUAGCAAGAAUUAGCUAUAGCUAGCUACUUAUUACAUGAGGGUAUAGCUUUAUGAGUAUGAAACAUAUGUGGUUUCUCGCUUCCAAUAUCACUAAUAAUUUUGAUUUUUUGAGUUUUCAUGGUA